This is a messenger RNA of Syzygium oleosum, 1756 nucleotides long. RefSeq names its product growth-regulating factor 3. The record is from RefSeq and is a predicted model, not a curated record. Gene Ontology annotation, cellular component: nucleus. NCBI's taxonomy places the organism in Eukaryota, Viridiplantae, Streptophyta, Magnoliopsida, Myrtales, Myrtaceae. The transcript has 4 exons. Gene Ontology annotation, molecular function: ATP binding. Gene Ontology annotation, biological process: regulation of DNA-templated transcription; developmental process; DNA-templated transcription. Bases 254 to 1507 code for a protein of 417 amino acids.
UGUCUCUCUCUCUCUUCUUGUGUGGGGGAGGGAGGUUGCUGCUUGAGAAAUAAAAGAACCUACAGGAACAGAGAAGUCACUGCAAAAGCCUUUUACUUGCAUCUUUUGCUCUCUACACUACUCCACUCGCAUACCAACUCACCAAACAAAACAAGGAGCUUUUUUAGCUAUUAAAACCCAACAAAACAAAAAACCCCGUUAAAAGCAAACCCCCAACCAAUCUCUCUGUCCCUCUCUCUCUCUCUCUCUGUCCAUGGACUUGCAACUGAAGCAAUGGAGGAAGCAGCAGGACGGGUCAGAGCCACCAGCAGAAGCAGCAGCAGAAGCACCCCCUGCAAAGUUCCCAAGGCUCGUUCUUGAUGAACCCCAUCACCCACGAUCCCAAUCACAAUCGCAACCAAUGCAAUCUCUCGCUACUGCCUCCUCCACUCUCCCUCUGUUUGUUCCCGAUAAACUCGGCAGCAACAUGUCAGCAGCGGCGUUCCCAGAUUCUGCUCCUGCCGCCCCCAGAUCCUUCCCCAGGAUGGGGAGCUAUUUCAGCUUGGCUCAGUGGCAGGAGCUGGAACUUCAGGCUCUGAUCUACAGAUACAUGCUAGCUGGAGCCGCCGUCCCGGCCGAGCUGCUCCAGCCGAUCAAGAAGAGCCUCCUACAGGCCCCUUAUUUCCUCCAUCACCCUCUUGGCCAUCUGCAACAUUACCCUCCAUAUCAGCCUGCUUUGUUGCAGGCAGGGUAUUGGGGCAGAGCCUCCAUGGAUCCGGAGCCCGGGAGGUGCCGCCGCACCGAUGGCAAGAAGUGGCGGUGCUCGAGGGAUGUGGUGCCCGGCCAGAAGUACUGCGAGCGCCACAUGCACCGCGGCCGUAACCGUUCAAGAAAGCCUGUGGAAAUCCCCACGCCUGCGGCCGCCAAUGGUGGCGCUGCUGCCAGGGGCUUUAGUGGGAGUAGUCUCAAAUCUGCUGAUCCCGUGGUCACCACCGCCCCUCUAGCGGCAGUGGCCGGGGGCGGCCAUUUCUCGCUCGCGGGGCCUUCGCCCUCGAUUGAUCUCUUCCAAAGUUACUCCGAGCCCAAGAGCGACAACAAGCACCUCUUUGAAUCCCAGAGCGAGGCAAACAACGGCGGCAGAUCCGAUGGGCAUAUAUUGAGGCACUUCUUCGACGACUGGCCGAGAUCGCUCCAGGAUUCGGAUAACUCCUCAAGCAAUGCUAGCCCGAUGAGCUCGUCCACCUGCCUCUCCAUCUCCAUAUCCGGGAACCCCUCCUCCGACGUGUCCCUGAAGUUGUCCACUGGCCACGGCGACGAGCCCAGCGCGAACGGUAGGGAUGCCGCCGAGAGGGACCAGCCCCAACUCGGCAAUUGGGGCACCGGCUGGUCGCCGAACCAGGUGGCUUCGAUGGGGGGUCCGUUGGCCGAGGCGCUGAGGUCGUCCACGAGCCAUUCGUCGUCCCCCACGAGCGUCCUGCAUCAGGUGCCCCGCGGCUUGGCCUCGGAAGCUAGCUACAUUAGCACCUAAUCUGGUGUCCUAGGUGGGUCUUAAACGGGUGAGGGGUGACAAAAGAUGAGGGCGUCCUAUCUUCUUUGCUGGUUUUGUUUGGUCACACUCUUCCCUGCUCACAUCACUCAGAUGAUAUUCUGUAAAUUGGGUGUGUUUCUGUGGUCCUACGCCACAUUAUCUGAACUGAUCUUUCCUUUAACCCCCGAGUGUUUAACGGGAAACAAGAAAGAAAGAGUGUACUAUGCACCAGAGAGUGCUGAUUUCAUA